UAAUUAGAACACGUCCUCAUCAUAGAAAAACUUGUAGUCAAUGUGGUGCUAUGGGUCAUACAAUUAGAAAAUGUCCCAUUAGACCACCACUAGUAAUUGGAAAUUUAAACAAUAUAAGAAAAUCUGUAAAAAAAUAUUUUGAAAAUCCAUCAUUAAAUUUAAGAUCAUGUCAAUGCUGUGGUAAAAUUAGUCAUACUCAAAGAAAUUGUUAUAGAAGAGCAAAUUGUAUUUCAAAUGCUCAACUUAAUGAAGUUAAAAAGAAAAUUGAUAAAUUUAAAAAUCAAUACAAAAUGAAUGUUUCUAGAAUACUAAAAAUACCAAGAAGACCUAGAAUUCCAAAUUAUAUUGCUGCAUGUGGUUGUUGUGAUAAUGAAAAUUAUAAUCAUAAUGAUCUUCAACCAAUACCACCAAAUAUUGGAAUUGGAUUACAACUCACACCAAAACAACCACCUUCUAUAUCAUCUAGACCUCCAUCUCCAAUUCUUCCAAGACCUGAAAAUAAUGGAAAUAAUGAAAAUAAUAAUAUUUUCCAUAAUGGAAUGG
Molecule: messenger RNA, 543 nt
Organism: Cetraspora pellucida
Lineage: Eukaryota; Fungi; Glomeromycota; Glomeromycetes; Diversisporales; Gigasporaceae
Source: the annotation of a GenBank genome assembly